This is a messenger RNA of Scomber scombrus (Atlantic mackerel), 2422 nucleotides long. RefSeq names its product chloride intracellular channel 5a (gene clic5a). The record is from RefSeq and is a predicted model, not a curated record. Bases 204 to 947 code for a protein of 247 amino acids. NCBI's taxonomy places the organism in Eukaryota, Metazoa, Chordata, Actinopteri, Scombriformes, Scombridae. The transcript has 6 exons.
UCCCUUGCAUUCGUCCUCAGCUGACACUCUCAGAGAGCUUCUAUGGGACUGAGCAGACUUCACCGAAUCAACCUGGAGUAGAAUCUGCUGUAAACUGAAACGGGCCACAAACGCACACCCACACACACACAUACGUAUACAUCUACACACUUGAGGAAACAAGACACACCAGCCCAACAGAGCAUUUUUUGUUUUCCUUGAUCAUGACGGAUACUGCAGCAGAGGAAGACAAGGACCCUGACAUCGAGCUAUUUGUCAAGGCUGGGAUUGACGGUGAGAGCAUUGGAAACUGCCCAUUCUCUCAGCGCCUCUUCAUGAUCCUCUGGCUGAAGGGAGUAGUCUUCAAUGUCACCACUGUUGACCUCAAGAGGAAACCGGCUGACCUUCACAACCUGGCCCCGGGGACUCACCCGCCAUUCCUCACCUUCCAAGGGGAGGUACUCACCGACGUCAACAAAAUCGAGGAGUACCUGGAGGCGAAUCUGGCUCCACCAAAGUAUCCCAAACUUGCAGCAAAGAACCGUGAAUCCAACACAGCAGGAAAUGACAUAUUUGCCAGAUUCUCAGCUUACGUCAAAAACACAAAACCAGAUAAACAUAAUGGAUUAGAGCAGAGUCUGAACAAGGCCUUGUCUAAGCUGGAUGAGUAUCUGAUGAGUCCACUACCUGAGGAAGUUCAGGCAGGACAUCACUUUGAAGGAGAAUCCAACCGUAAAUAUCUGGACGGUGAUGACCUGACGCUUGCUGACUGCAACCUCCUGCCCAAACUCCAUGUAGUCAAGGUGGUUGCGAAGAAAUAUCGCAACUAUGACAUCCCGACUGAAUUCAGAGGAGUUUGGCGUUACCUGGGCAACGCCUACGACCGAGACGAGUUCACCAACACGUGUGCAGCCAACGAGGAGAUCGAGCUAGCCUAUCAGGACGUAGCGAAGAGACUUGGGAAAUAAAUCAGCACAACCACAGUCACUGUUCUACCUUUUUCUCUCCUUUUAGAAAAUCGAAUUAAUCAUACUUCUAUUACAUUGCUUUUUUUUUUUUUUUAAAGGUGCAGUGUAGCAUCUCCAGUCUGAUUCUACUGUAAUAAUAUUUACUGUAUGAAGAGUCUGAAAAUAGUUUGUUUACUGUGAUUAUACUGCUCUCAUUUCUCAGAGAAUAAUGUGAUUUUUCUUUUUUUGUUUUAGACAAAAAGUUUUAAAUUGCUAAACAAUGAAUUGUCCAAUCACAGGUAAGCACAGCAGGUCUGUCAAGCUCAAUACUUGGCAUUUAAAGAGUUUGGAUGUUGAGUUUGUCAAUACUUUUCAAAACCAAAAAGAGUGAAAGUGUAAGGAAUGGAUUAGACAUCCAAAAAGCUCCUCUUUUAAAGUGAACUCAUGCAGAUAGAAAGCAGGAACAAGUAUGUAAGCUAAGCAGCCAAACAGUGUUAUGUUAGAAUUAUAAAACGUUUGAAUUAAAGAUGUCAAAAGUGAAGGGAAAGAAUAAAAAUCUGUUCUCUAUUGAAAGAGUUUUCUCCCUGAGCUCUACCGAAGUAUGACCUCUUUCUGCUCCCAUUAAUUGAACUCUUUAUAGUUUCCAUCAUCAUUUUCUUCUAAGGAUGUAAUAGAAAUAAUGGGAUGCAUAAAGCAGGGUUUGAUUAUUGUAUUUUACAUGCCCUCUCUUUUCCCUCUGUGGAUUUAUGUGUGAUUUGCAGGUUGUUUUAUCACAUUGCGGGGUCGGUUUAUUAGACAGUGUUGUCGGAAAAUGCUGUUUAGAAUGUGUUUCAGCCAAAGUAAUUUGCCUUUUUAGCCUCUCAGCUUUGAAGACUUUAGAGAUGUGGUUUCUCCCUUCUCUUUUCUUCUUGAGGUAAUAAACAUUUUGUUUUGAGCAGUUAAAUUUGGGAUAUCAUCUGCUUGAACUGCACACUGGAGAUUUACCUCCCCUUUUAAAGCAGUCUCCUUAUUUUUGUAGUCUCACACCAAACUUAACAGCUCAUUCUUCACCUUCAUACACAGUCAAUUCUCACCUGAAAAGGUCAGUCUCUCAGAUUACAACUAUACAAUUAGUCACAUAAAUCAGCCCGUAAUGAACAAAGAAAACCCAUCAAAGCAAAGUUUACCCCUGCUGCUGUGUUCUCAUGUGAUUUAGUACACUGAUGGUAUUGAAGUCAUUUUAAUCAUGGGUGCCUUAGAGGGAAUCGAGCUCUCCUUUGCCUUCAGCUCUUUACGUCUGUACAGUAAAUGAUAUGUAUGAAUAUAAUAUGAAUGUGAAUUAUUGAUGUCAUCAAAGGAUUUCUACUGCUGCAUAGCGCUGUGUGAUAAUUAUAUAAACUUAAUGUGUCUGUAAAUGACUGCAGCUCAACUAUAUUCAUAUUCUUUCUGAUGAUUAGAACCAUGAACACACUGUGUAUAUGUCGCUUAUUUGAAUAAUAAAUCUAUUUUCUCAGAGA